CCGGGGCCACAGUGGAGCUGGGCGAGGCGCGCGGGCAGGGCGCAGCGUUACCAUGAGCGAGUCCACCACGCGCGCACACACACGCACACUCACGCACGCACGCUGCACGUUCGCUAUCAGCUUCGGCCAGGUGUGCGCGCUCAGCUUGGGCCACAGACGCUCGCGGCGGAGCGCAGGAUGCACGGCGGAAAGAGAGGCCUGGUGGCACCGCAGAACACCUUUCUGGAGAACAUCGUGCGGCGCUCGAGCGAAACCAGUUUCCUUUUGGGUAAUGCCCAGAUCGUGGAGUGGCCUAUAGUGUACAGUAAUGACGGAUUUUGCAAGCUGUCUGGCUACCACAGGGCUGAGGUCAUGCAGAAGAGCAGCACAUGCAGUUUUAUGUAUGGUGAACUGACAGACAGGAAGACAAUAGACAAAGUCAGACAGACCUUUGAUAACUAUGAGUCCAAUUGCUUUGAAGUGCUGCUUUAUAAGAAGAACAGGACACCAGUGUGGCUGUACAUGCAAGUGGCCCCGAUCAGGAACGAGAAUGAUAAAGUGGUUCUGUUCCUCUGCACUUUCAAGGAUAUAACCGUCUUCAAACAGCCCAUUGAGGACGAGACCACCAAAGGAUGGACCAAGUUUGCAAGGCUGACCAGGGCUCUGACCACCAGCCGAGGCACAGUACAGCAACUGGCGCCUAUGAACAAGACUGAAGUCAGCCACAAGCCAUCACGACUAGCUGAGGCACUUCAACUUGGUUCGGACAUCCUCCCGCAAUACAAGCAAGAGGCCCCCAAAACCCCCCCUCACAUCAUCCUACACUACUGCACUUUUAAGACCACCUGGGACUGGGUCAUUCUCAUACUGACCUUCUACACCGCCAUCAUGGUGCCCUACAACGUCUCCUUCAAGACUAAGCAGAACAACCUGGCCUGGCUGGUGGUGGACAGCGUGGUGGACGUCAUCUUCCUGGUGGAUAUUGUGCUGAACUUUCACACGACGUUUGUGGGCCCUGGAGGGGAGGUCAUAUCGGACCCCAAACUGAUACGUAUGAACUACCUGAAGACCUGGUUUGUCAUAGACCUGCUGUCGUGCCUGCCCUAUGACAUCAUCAACGCCUUUGAGAACGUGGACGAGGAUCCUAUAUCGGACUCCACUGCAGUUGGCCACCUGCCAGCGUCGGGCAGCUCCCCACGGAACGCCACGCGGGCGGAAGACUCCGUGCUGCCGGGUCUCAGCAGUCUGUUCAGCUCGCUGAAGGUGGUGCGUCUGCUGCGUUUGGGGCGUGUAGCUCGAAAGCUGGACCACUAUCUGGAAUACGGAGCUGCUGUGCUGGUCCUGCUUGUCUGCGUCUUUGGCCUGGUGGCUCACUGGCUGGCCUGUAUCUGGUACAGCAUCGGUGAUUAUGAAGUGAUUGACGAGGUCACCAACACCAUCAAGACGGACAGCUGGCUGUAUCAGUUAGCCAUAAGCAUCGGCACACCUUACCGAUACAACGCCAGCGGAUCGGGCCAGUGGGAGGGCGGUCCCAGUAAAGACACUCUCUACAUAUCAUCCCUCUACUUCACCAUGACCAGCCUCACAACCAUAGGCUUUGGGAACAUCGCUCCAACCACGGACGGGGAGAAGAUCUUCUCUGUGGCCAUGAUGAUGGUGGGCUCUCUCCUGUAUGCCACCAUCUUCGGAAACGUGACCACCAUCUUCCAGCAGAUGUACACCAACACCAAUCGCUACCACGAGAUGCUGAACAACGUGCGGGACUUUCUGAAGCUCUACCAGGUGCCUAAAGGCCUGAGCGAAAGAGUAAUGGACUACAUUGUUUCCACCUGGGCUAUGUCCAAAGGAAUAGACACCGAGAAGGUGCUGUCCAUCUGUCCCAAAGACAUGCGGGCGGACAUCUGCGUCCACCUGAACCGGCAGGUGUUUAACGAGCACCCUGCCUUCAGGCUGGCCAGCGACGGCUGCCUGCGCUCUCUGGCGGUGGAGUUCCAGACCACACACUGCGCCCCCGGAGACCUCAUCUUCCACGCCGGAGAGAGCGUCGACACACUCUGCUUCGUGGUGUCUGGAUCACUAGAGGUCAUUCAGGACGACGAGGUCAUCGCCAUUCUAGGUAAAGGCGACGUGUUUGGUGACGUGUUCUGGAAGGAGACGGCGCUUGCUCAUGCGUGUGCCAACGUGAGAGCGCUGACGUACUGCGACCUUCACGUGAUCAGGAGAGACGCCCUGCUGAAGGUGCUGGAGUUCUACACAGCCUUCGCUAACUCAUUUUCCCGCAACCUCAUCCUCACCUGCAACCUCCGCAAGCGGAUCAUCUUUCGCAAAAUUGCUGACGUGAAGAAGGAGGAGGAGGAAAGGAGGCAUCAGAAGAACGAGGUGACGCUCUCCAUUCCUGUGGACCAUCCGGUUCGCAAGCUCUUCCAGAAGUUCAAGCAGCAGAAGGAGAUGAGGACACAGGGUUCGUUGCAGUCAGACUUUGAGCGGAACCAGUUCCAGGUGGAGCACCAGCUCCAACCCCUAUCUCACCAGCAGCACCAUCACCUUCAUCAUCAUCAGCCCCAGUACCAGGUGCACCACACACUCCAACAUCAGCACGGACCCCCUAUGCAAAACGGGGCCCCUGUUUCAGGCAGUAUUGGAGGGAACGGUGGCCCCAGUGUUGUGACUGUCUCACAGAUAACCCCUGUGCAGAGCUCUCUGGCUUACAUUCAGAGAGAGGACUCUGGCCGAGGCGAUGGCCACGAGGCCUUGGAACUGAAGCCCAGCCUGGGCGUAGGGGGACAGAACUGCCUAAAAGUCACCAGUCCAGUUCGCCCCAGGGCAGGGGGCGGUGGGCGGGGCUGGAUGCGUCUCAGGAACCCGGGGACUGGAACUUCCCUCGCUCCUCCGCCUGAUCCGGUCCGGCAGCAGAGAGACGAGGAGUGGGGAGAUGUUUCCCAGUCCGUGGAGCUGCUCUCAGAGGACGGCAAGAACCAGGAGGCCGAGGGGGGAGUUCCCAGGGGUGCAGGAGGAUCGGACAACGGUGGCAAUGACAACGGCAAUGGAAGUGGCAACGAAGGUGGUGAAGAUGAAAAAAGUGCACUACACAAGACUGAUUCUUGUGACAGUGGUAUCACCAAAAGUGACUUGCGCAUCGACAGGGCCGGGGACUCUCGCAGCCCAAUGGAACGUAGUCCGAUGGAGCGGAGCCCGUUCGAGCGAAGCCCAUUCGAGCGAAGUCCAUUCGAGCAGCCCAGUCCUGGAGCUGGGGUCCUGCCUCCACAAGUUCUUCCAAUCCAGCCUGGUCCGGAGCCAGCUCUCCUACAGAACAGCUUGCAGGAGGCUAAGAUGGAGCUGAAGGGGGACAUCCAGACGCUGAGCGGCCGUCUGUCUGUGCUGGAGGCCCAGGUGGGUGAGAUCUUGAGAUUGCUCUCUGAGAAGAGCAGACAGAGCCCACCUCCACAGACUUCAACCCCCAAAACCAAACUCAAAUGCCAGGACAUCUUCACCGUCUCGAGGCCUGUCACCCCAGAAGCGGAAAAAAGAGACGAGGGACCCUUUUGAAUCGAGAGAGAAUGUUUAUUUAUGGGAUAUAAGUUGGCGGGUUUAUUUAUUACAGGUCUCCUUUCCUCACUUGGCAACAGAUGAGGAAACUGUUGAAGGAGGAAAGAACAGUUUGUAUUGUAAAUAGAUGCAUGUCCAGCUGGAAUCUGGCCUGCCGAUGAAGUCUACUCUAAGAAUAGUGGUUGCUUGUAUAAUUAUGCAGUCGACUGCAUGCAAAACGAUUUACAGAGACUUGAUUUUUUUUAUAUUUGCCCCUAGGCGCUGGACUAUCUCUUGACUGACUGAUAUUUCAGGGCAUUUAUCUUUAAGAGCAGAUGCACUGUGCCCCUGCACACAGGAGCUCUGUAGCUGUAAAGAAAGGCUUGGUUUGGUACCUUGAUGAUGCUGCUUGAACAAAGCACUUCUGCAGGCUGACUUUAGCUGAGGCUGCUUUUAGUCUCUUUACACCCUUUCUUUUUUUCCGACACAUAUCCUGACGUCUCUUUAGUAUUUAAAUCUUUUCAACGCCUUUCAAAUCACAGCAUGCAGACUAGAGUUGGAGAUUUCGAAGAGAUUCCUUUGCUUCUCCUCUAAUAGGUUUGAGGAAUGAGAUAAAAUGUAGCUUCAACCCUUUGAUUUUCCUCAAUGUUCUUUUUCCCCAAAGAAGCAAUAUUGUCACGGUCGAUUUACCAUUACCGAUUUGACGAGGAGGACGCUGCCGACUGUGGGGCGGCUGGGUAAAACGCUUUAGUAUGAUAUGAGUGCAUGCUGGAUGGGGUUGAAUGCAGACUGGCAUGAUAGGGUUAGAAAGCAUUCAUUUACCUCAUAUCACUUAUACAAAUGAACUCAACCUGCAACAUGCAUCCAACUUGUAGCACUGGCUGCAUUUUGGGGAAAAAUGUCCACGGCAGUCGUAGAAGCAUGAACAUAGCCACAUCAAUCUUAGAACAAGCAUGGAGAGUAUUUCGUUACGCAUGAUAUCAAUCAACUUAGGAGUGUUCACUAUACAUAGGACCGACCAAUAGAUACAGAUUUUAACAUUUUAAACAGCUUCAUCCAGGUUUUUUACAGUUAAUUACCCUGAUUUUGCACAUAAUUAGAGGAAAACUCCAUAUUUGUAUUUGGUGAAGCUAAAUUACAAACUGAAAUAUUUUACUUUAAGAUCAAGAUUACUUUAAGAUAAGAUAAAAAAAAAAGAUAAAGCAUUAUCAUUUAAACAUACUCUGAUUACCAGAGUAUGUUUAAAUGAGUACCAGAGUAUGUUUAAAAUGAUUUAUUUUAAUAAUAUAUAAAGCUCAACCUCCCAUGCCCUUUCUGUGCACAACAUAUUCUUGCUCUCAGUGUCCUUAAAAACAAACAGCAGCCGAGGUGUUGAACAGUAUCCAGUUUACAUGGUGCUUACCCAAAGGCCUUGGAAAACAACAAACAGUACCACUUCAUAAUUCACAAGGAAAGUAAGAUUUGUGAGUCUUACAGGGCAUCAUUUGAACUCAGUUAUCUCCUACAUAACCUAAAUUGCCCUCCAAAGGAACAAAAGUUGCACUUUAUUAAAUACAUAGAAAUGCAUAUACACUCUUUACACUUUAUUUUGGAACAUGUGAACACCUAUUCAUUAAUUGAAUUAUUUAAUUAGCCAAUCAUGUGGUAGCAGUGUAGUGCAUAAGAUCACACAUAUAAGGGCCAAAGAUGCCAUCAAUCAUCAGUAUUGCAUAUGUGUUGGUGCCAGAGAGGCUGGUUUGAGAAUUUCUAGAACUGUUGAUCUCCUGGGUUUUGUUUUAGACACAACCGUCUCUAGAAUUAGAAUUAGCCUCUUAGAAUUCAAAUAAGCCCAAAUAAAGAAAGAACAUCCAAUUUAGCAGCAGUUCUUAAGACUGAAAGACGGAAAAGCGCUUAACCUUAGAUAACCUCUAAGCAUUGCAAACCCAAAGGUGGGUGAGCUACAACAGCAGAAAACCACUUUAACAACAGAAAGCUGAGGCUGCAGUCAGCAUAGAUCAUCAAAAUAGACAGCUUAACCCUAAAAAUAAAAAACGGCAGACAUUGAUAAAUCUGAUUUCUGCUCAGGCCAGAAUGUGACCUUUUAUCAACAGUCCUGGGGGUAAUGCAGGUGGUGUAAUGAUGUGUAGAAUUGUAUCAACACCACAGAUUGUAUCAGAUGGCACAGAUUAUUUGGGUAUUUUUGCUGACCAUGUGCAUCCCUUCAUGGUCGCACAUUACCCAUCUUCUAAUGGCUACAUCCAGCAUGAUAAUAAACCAGGUUACAGGUUGAACAUAUUAAACAUGAUAAUUGAUGAGAUCAGUCUUCAUCAGUGGUCUUCCAAGUCACAUCACAAUUAAACACCAAUAUAACGUGGUAAAACGAACAGGACAUUCCCAGCAUUAAAGUGAGAGAGGUUCAACCCAGAGUGGUUCCAGAAUAGUGUUCCAAAUAAAGUGCUUGCUGAGUGUUUAAAUAAUACUAAUAAAAAAUACUUUUUAUUUAAUACUUUAAUUGUAGGUUGUUGCAGUUGCUGACAUUGCAAAUGUCAUACAUCAGCAUAGUGGAGCGAAAGUUUUUGAAUCAUGAAUACUGAAUCUUGCAUUAUAAUUAUUUUAUUUUAUUUUUUUUUUACUAAUUUUAGUGUAUCCAUUUUUUUCUUCUUUUUUUCUGUCAACAAAGGAACUGGUUAAAUGAGUGGAGUGAGCAAAUUUGUCUGGCCUUAAUAAUAAUAAUCACUAAGCAAUAAUUUUACAGUUGAAGCUGCAAGCUAGUGCUGCUAGUCUUCAAAUUGCAUACGUAAAUAAGUAUUUAAACAUUUAAUCAAUGUGAAACUUUGAUUAAACUCAGAUAACUGGCUUGUUGUACUUACUAGUCUCACUAGCAUCAUUUAUCAAGGUUCUGCUCUCUGUGCAUCAUCCUCCUCCAUGGUUCAGUUUAGACUUCAACAGUGUGUUCUUACAAUUGCUAUAUAUGCGUGUGUGUGUGUGUGAAUAAAUUUCCUUUGCUGGACAUGUUCCUUAUUACCUAAACAUAUUAAACUCCCAGGGCACUCUGCGUUACUGAUUAAUAAUCUACAAAGAGUAAUGGCCCCGAGUGUGGACUUCUGCCUUUAGAUACAAAAAAAAUGCUAAAUUAGCAUCAAUGCGUUCUAUUUGAUCUUUUUUCCCCCUGUGGAUUCUCUUUGAGUCUGUUGUUCCCUCUACAGAAUCCAGCAGAGGGAGGAGCGGAGACAUGUGUAUUAAUUACGACUCCGUGCACAUGGAGAUAACAGAUGCUAAACGCCCCAAUAUUGUCGCAGAAAGAUGUUCAUCUACAUAAGCCAGUGGAAUUGAUUCACUGCUAGGACCUCAGUGUUCCAGAGAGGGAGUAGAGUUUGUGAAAGCCAGCUAGGGUCUCACCCUGCCAGCCGUCACCACUUUACCGGUGGGGAUUCAUUGGAGAAUGCCUCCGUUUCCCUGAUGCACAUUGGAGCCGAUCAUCACAAAGCUGUUAUGGCCCAGGGAGGCUCCAGGCAUUUGACUGCAUGCUGCAUUUUUGACCUGUACAAAACUUGAUGCUAAUGAGAAUGAUGUUUGCCUACCAAAGCAGCGUUUCGCUGUGACUUUCAUGCACACGCACACAUGCAAGAUGCUCAGGGGCCUGGUCCAGAUAUAUGGAGGAUUUCCCAGUGCCUGGAAGACUGCAAACUGCUGUAAGUGAUGCUGUACCAGAAGAAGCAGUUGGUAAAAAUGUGGCAGCAAUGCUUUAAUUCAUUUAACUAUUACAAUAGUGCAGUUUAUUUAGAAAUAUUGUGCAAAAACAAACCAAAAAGAUUUUUGUUUCUUUGUUUUCUUCUUCACUGAAAACUCACCCUUAUAAUGCUGUACUUCAGUGGAGUGACUUUACUGCUCCUUAAUAUGUGUGGUAUUCAUACAAAACGAUUUUUGGAAAAUUUUAAUUUUAAGUGCGCCUUAUAGUCCAAAAUAUAUGGUACAUGGAAAAGGGAAAUGGUUGAUCCAAAAAGAUUUUUCUUUGUUUGUUUCUUUGUUUUUUGUCCUUCAUAUUUAAUAUUUAGUGGAAAAAAACAAGUACUUUAAUAUUUAUUUACAAUUUAUAACUUUUAUUUAAUUAAACGUAAAAGUUUACUAUGUGUUGCCAUCUGUUGUAAAGUUUUCAUUUUUAAGAUGGAACGACGUACAGUAUCUAACACUCUUACAUUGAAAGAUGUUUACUAUUUAAAUCAUUGCAGUAUGCCAAGAUACCCAAAUUCUAGAAGACAUUAUAUAUAGCUUAGUGUUUUU
Astyanax mexicanus (Mexican tetra) is the source of this 7764-nucleotide messenger RNA. RefSeq names its product potassium voltage-gated channel, subfamily H (eag-related), member 5a (gene kcnh5a). The record is from RefSeq and is a predicted model, not a curated record. Gene Ontology annotation, molecular function: voltage-gated potassium channel activity. The transcript has 12 exons. Bases 178 to 3525 code for a protein of 1115 amino acids. Gene Ontology annotation, cellular component: membrane. Lineage: Eukaryota; Metazoa; Chordata; Actinopteri; Characiformes; Acestrorhamphidae. Gene Ontology annotation, biological process: regulation of membrane potential; potassium ion transmembrane transport.